AUGUCGGAAGCCCAAGACACCACCACACCUGCGACAACGGCCGCUCCUGUAGCUGCGCCAGCGCCGCAGGAACAACAACCUGCUCCCCAGCCUGCUGUUCAGGUCUCGUCGGUCGUGACGCCGUCGGUGACUGCAACGGCGGCUGCUGCCACUGCCGCUGUGGCCAGCCCACCUGUCAACGGCACCGCUACUUCUCCUGCACCUGCGUCCUCAUCAGCCCCGGCUGCUCGUCCUAGUGAGGAACUCACUUGCAUGUGGCAAGGAUGCACUGAAAAGCUGCCCACCCCGGAAUCGCUCUACGAGCAUGUGUGCGAGCGCCAUGUCGGCCGAAAGAGCACGAACAACCUAAACUUGACUUGCCAAUGGGGCAGCUGCCGCACUACCACCGUCAAGCGUGAUCACAUAACCUCCCACAUUCGCGUCCACGUCCCUCUCAAGCCACACAAGUGUGAUUUCUGCGGAAAGGCCUUUAAGCGCCCACAGGAUCUGAAGAAGCAUGUCAAGACCCAUGCUGACGACUCCGUCCUGGUACGCUCGCCGGAACCCGGUUCUCGAAACCCCGACAUCAUGUUUGGAGGAGCUGCCAAGGGAGGCUAUGCUGCAGCUGCUCACUACUUUGAGCCCUCGCUGAACGCCGUCCCUAGCCAGGGCUAUCCUCAUGGCCCUCCCCAGUAUUACCAGGCUCAUCACCCGCCCCAGGCACCUAACCCAUCUUAUGGCAACGUCUACUAUGCCCUGAACACUGGACCUGAGCCUGGCCACGCAUCGUACGAAUCGAAGAAGCGUGGUUACGAUGCCCUGAAUGAAUUCUUCGGAGAUCUCAAGCGCCGGCAAUUUGAUCCAAACUCGUACGCUGCGGUGGGCCAGCGCCUGCUUAGCCUGCAAAAUCUCUCCCUACCUGUUUUGACAACUGCGCCUCUUCCCGAGUAUCAGCCAAUGCCUGCUCCAGUGGCAGUCGCUGGCGGUCAUUACGGUGGCGGCCACCAUGCUGCACCUGCAUACCAUCUCCCACCCAUGACCAACGUGCGAACUAAGAGUGAUCUCAUCAACAUCGACCAGUUUCUGCAACAGAUGCAAGAAACUAUCUAUGAGAAUGAUGACCACGUUGCCGCUGCUGGAGUUGCUCAGCCUGGUGCCCACUACGUUCACGGAGCCAUGAGCUACCGCACCACGCACUCUCCUCCAACACAACUUCCUUCCACCCACGCCACAGCGCCUGCCACUGCUGCUCCUAUCCUUACAAACACAUCUGCCCACUCUCCUUCUGCCAGCACCCCUGCUCUGACACCGCCAUCCAGUGCGCAGUCUUACACGUCGGGUCGCUCGCCCAUCUCGCUACCGUCUGCACACCGUGUUUCGCCACCCCAUGAAAGCGGUGCUGGCAUGUACCCUCGCCUUCCCUCGGCAACUGACGGUAUUGCGGCGGGCUACCCGGCCACCUCAAGUGCCGCCCCACCUUCCACCCUUGGCGGCAUCUUUGACCAUGACGAGCGCCGCAGGUACACUGGAGGUACCUUGCAGCGAGCGCGUCCCGCUUCUCGGGCCGCCUCUGAGUCGAUGGACCUUAGCGAUGACAAAGAGUCGGGCGAGCGUACCCCCAAGCAGAUCUCAGCUAGUCUCAUCGACCCAGCUCUUCACGGAUCUGGGUCUCCCCGUGACGACGAAGCAACCAUGCGGACUGCUCAAGCUGCUACUGAAGUGGCUGAGCGGACUGACGUCCAGUCACAAUGGGUUGAAAAGGCCCGGCUCAUCGAAUAUCUGCGUAAAUAUAUCGCCGAUCGCCUGGAGCGGGGCGAGUUCGAUGAGCUCGAGGACGGCAGUAUCCCGCACUCCCCAGUGUCGAAAGCGAAUGACCGGAUGGAGGGAGUAGAGACUACAUCGCCUCUUCCUCGCCCAGAACGGUCACACACGCCCGUACUCAAGAGCGACGGAGGAGACACUGUCAUGUAUCCGACGCUGCGAGGGUUGGACGAGGACGGAGAUUCCAAGAUGCCUAGCUAG
Molecule: messenger RNA, 2001 nt
Organism: Aspergillus calidoustus
Lineage: Eukaryota; Fungi; Ascomycota; Eurotiomycetes; Eurotiales; Aspergillaceae
Source: the annotation of a GenBank genome assembly